Messenger RNA from Biomphalaria glabrata, 8080 nucleotides. Its product is annotated as rho GTPase-activating protein 45-like. The coding region runs from base 495 to 5273 and encodes 1592 amino acids. Gene Ontology annotation, molecular function: GTPase activator activity. Gene Ontology annotation, biological process: activation of GTPase activity; signal transduction. The transcript has 31 exons. The record is from RefSeq and is a predicted model, not a curated record. Lineage: Eukaryota; Metazoa; Mollusca; Gastropoda; Planorbidae.
AAGAUGGCGGAAGUGUCUGUUCUAUGAAAUCUUGUUAUCAAAAUAGUACCCUAAAAAAAAAAAGUAGCUAUACACUCCCUGCUGGAUGCUUUGCUAUCCUAUUACUACAGUGUUCUAGAUUUACUGGCAUCAAUAGUCUUUUAUUUAUAAUUACAUGAUAAUGAAACGUGCAACGGCGAAAGAUGUCUAAAGGUCGACAAUUAGCGAAAAAUAUUGGAAAGUCUAUUAAAAGAAAAAUUGAUUAUUUUGAUAUCUAGAUUAGAAUCUACUCAUACUGACAUUUUUCAGUUUCCUUUUAUUAUCUCAUGGCUUGAUGAUUAAAAGCAGUUUGAGGUGAAGAGUUUAUCUACCCAAAUUCAAGUGUAACCAUUGUGCUUCUUCUUUUAGGAUAAACAUUAAAUUUGCUGAGUCUUCUCACCUAUGAAAUUACUCAGUCUAAAUCAUCUUCUGAUAGCAGUCCUACAUCUCCAAAGGAGAAAUUUCUAUCUCUGAGAAUGCAAUCUGUGCAUCCUCCAAAGAAAAGUUGUUCCUUGGGAACAAUAACAAGCAGUGAGCCACCUAGUCCAAGUAUCAUUGAUCAUGAUGAAAUAUUGGCAUUGACUCAAGAAGUCAAAAAAUUCUCAGACUCAUUAGCCAGAUUAAGGCUUAUGUUUACUGAGGGCAUAGACCCAGAGGAAGAUUCUCGUGUGCUGAUUCAUGAAGGAUUAGGAGAAGUUUUAUCUGUAUUGAAUCCAGUCAUGCAGAACUACCCAGUCCUUCAAUCUCAAGACAUAUUUACAGCUGCUAAAAGUUUGAUAGACAUGAUUAAAGAUCAUAAUUAUGAAGAGGAAAUGCUUCAUAUUACCAUUCAGUACUUCUGUGAUGCUAUUGAUCAAUUGGCUCUAGCAUUUAGCAGCAGUGUAUCUGACUACUUAAUGGGAGACAUGGGUCCACAGAUAGUGAUGAAUCUCAAAACCAGAUCAAUGAACAAUAUUGCUGCAGAAGAUGUGAUUCAAGAUAAUGUGCCAGUCAAAUUGUCCUGUGAAGAGCAAGAUCGUAUUCUAACUGCAUUAGACAAGGGUGUUAGUUUGGCCUUACAGCGUGCCAAAGUCUGCUCAAAAUAUAUUUCUGAUAUUAUUAUAUACUUGGAGAAAAAGACUCAGCUUGAACAAGACUAUGCUAAAAACUUGACCAGGUUGGCAAAUACUGUGCAAAAUAGUUUAAAAAAAGAGGCAUACUUACCACUCCAGUCUGUCUUCUGUACAGCAUUAAGUCAGGAUGUUGAGUUUUCUGCUAGCUUACAGGCUACUCAGGCAGUUGUACACUCUUACAAGAUUAUUGAGCCUCUGGCUGCUCGCAAAAUGGAUCAUGAUAAAGCUUACAAGUAUAUCAAAGAAGCAUGGCAUAGAGAACACAGAAAAAUGACUGAAUCUAUUACCAAUUUGAAGAAAGCUCAGAAUUUAUACAACACAAGACAACAGGACUGUGAACGUGCUCAUGAUCUCUCCCUCAAGGCAGAUGGUGAGAAGCUCGAGAGAAGAAAGAAAGCUGAAGAAGAGGCCAUGCACAAAGCUGCUGAAGCUGAGACUACCUACAAAGCUUGUGUUAUUGAGGCUAAUGUGAGACAGCAGGAACUGUUUAAAGUCAAGAGAGAGUUACUAGCUAAAGUAAGAGAUCAAAUACAACAGUGUGAUCAAGUUAUCAAAGAGGCAACUGUUGGUUACUUUCAGCUUUAUCAUGAUAUUAUGUCACCAAUACCCUUACAAUAUCAAACACUCUGUGACAGCAGCAAGAUUUACGAGCCAGGAAGCCAGUAUGCAGAAUACUUGCGAAGAUUGCCCAAAUCUGUUCAGCCUAGUGAACCUGAGGUUUUUUCAUUUGAACCUUAUGUUCAAGGUCAAAGGACUUCUGAUGAAUCUCGCAAGGAAAGCUUUCAUUCUAAUGGAUCAGUUUCUGACCAUCAUUCACCUGAAGCCUCACCAGUAGCAUCACCAAAAAGAGACAAAUAUCGACUUCCAGUUAAAGCAUGGGGCCAUCAGAUCCCAAAUGUAGUGACAACUUCUGACACUGACAGUGCUUCCUGUAGCUCAAAAUCUCAUGAGUCAUCGCCAAGUGGAAGUCCACAUAGGACCCCAAGGCGACUUGUUUCAAGUCAGUCUGUAGAUGAACUAACAGAGGAAGAACUUAUUGCUGCAGCCGCAGCUAGUCAACAUACUCAAGACAAAAGAAGUCAACAAAUGAAAAGAAAUUUAACAGUAGCAGGGGAAGAUGGUUUAGAUAUUCCAUCUCUUUUAAUGCAUCGUGGACGAAGAAACACAACAUUUGGCGUUGAUUUUCAAGAGCAAGUUGAUGCGUUUCAGAGCAAAGUCCCUCCUAUUGUAUCCAAAUGUCUGAGUGAAAUUGAAAAAAGAGGAGUCAUGAUCAAGGGUAUAUACAGAGUAUCUGGUGUGAAAAGCAAGGUAGAAAAUCUAUGUCAGAAAUUCGAUCUUGAUCCAGAAGGUGUAGAUCUGUCAGAAAUCCAUCCUAAUGUCAUCUCUAAUGUGCUCAAACUAUAUCUCAGACAGCUUCCUGAGCCUCUGUUAACAUUUAGACUUUAUUCAGAUUUCAUCCACACAGCAAAGGAAAACAUGUCAGGCCAAUUACUUAGCACCAGUCUUAUAGACCAUUUAAAAAAUCUGGUUGGUAAGCUGCCAGCGUCCAAUCUACGUACGUGUGCUGUUCUCAUGCAUCACUUGCAAAGGGUUGCUUCUCAGUCUGACUUUAAUCAGAUGAGUGCCAGUAAUCUUGGAAUAGUUUUUGGACCUACUCUUCUGAGACCUCUCGAGGGUUCUGCCUCAUUGGCUUCUUUGGUUGACACUCCUCAUCAAACCCGUGCAAUAGAACUGCUCAUUACUUAUGCUCAUCUUAUAUUUGGCCCAAGUGAAGACUUUGAACUAGCACCAACUCAGUCUCCUGUUGAGCAACUUACUCAAGCUUUAGAUGGAAUCCUUUUACCUGGCCAUGGACAUGCCAAGAACUCACCCUGCCCUAGUCGAAAACCUCAAAUCCAGAGUACUGGCUCAGAAGAUCUACCAGUGUUUGAUCCUGUUGCUGGAUCAACAAAUCAGCCCUGGCAGUGUGAGUCUGUUCUGCCUGGCACAGUCAGUCAGGAGAGUAGUGCUAUUCAAACUGUAGCUGGGCUAGAUUUAGAUGAAUCAGAUUUAGGGUCAGAGGAUUGUGAUGACUUGCCAGACAUUAUAUUACCUGAUCAAUCCAAACAACUGUCUGACCCCCUCAAUGUAACACUCAGUGUAAGAUGUAUCCAAGGCAUUGACCAGACAAGUCAACACCUCAGCCCUUCCAUUAAAACAUCUUCUGGGCCAUACUUUAAGCCUUCCGUAACCAAGUCUUCAUCAACUCCCCUUAUUUCCAACAAGAGUUCACUGACUAGUUCAGAUAUGGUUGUAGCCUUGACAUCAAGUGCAGCAGGGAUGGCCUCAAUGCUAAUUAUGUCUGCUGGGACCUUCCCUGCUGAAGAAAAUGUUACUAAUACACCACUUAUAAAAGAAACACAUUUGGUGGACAAUCUGGACAAGAAAGCUACUUUAGAUGUCUCUCAACAAAUUCUUGUUGCUGCACAAGAAUUGCCUGGCCAAGAAAAAGAUGAUAAUUGUGAAAGCAUAGAGAGUAAGAAAGCACAAGAAGAGGUUUCCAAGAAAAGGCUUCACUCUCUUCAGUUAGAGAAUAUAAAAUAUUUGACUCGGCCUGCCACAUCACAAGAUGUUAACACAGAUCCAGGAUUAACUCUGUCUGACAAGUCUGUCACAUCACAGGGUGUAUCUCCAUCUUCAGCACAUAAUGCUGGCCUUACGCUAAACCAGUCGGACAGCAAAUCUACCACUUAUUUUACACAGCAUGCAAGUAGUCAUGCUACAAAUGAGUCCAUCGUUACGGAAUCUACUCAUAUCAGUGUCAAGGCAUCCCAGUCCACUAGAAGAUCUAUAUUGGAAGAGAUGCCAAUACCGACUGUCAGUAAACCAGUGAGUAAUGUAGAUGUAGGUGCAGAUGCUGUCACCAUACCAGCAAGUCCCACUAUUAAACGCAGAGAAAUGCCCAGUAAAAUCCCUACCAGCCCUGGCACACAACGUAGCUUUGAUAGUCGUGGAAACCUUGAAAAAGUUGACAGUAGAGCAGACAGAUUUAAGCAAGAGCAGAGAAAACUAGUAAAAGCAAUUAAGUCAGAUUCAAAGAUUGGAGCAGUUAGUUCUCAUAGUGACAGACUGACUAGUUUUGACACGGCCAGGUUGUCACAAGAGAGUCCUGAAAAAGAUACAAUAAGUCGGUCAUCUGACAUGUUUGAAAAUACGUUAAGUGGAGGCUGUGCAUUGUCCAGCAGACACAGCAGUCAGAGUGAGGAAACAACUUCAGAACUAUUCGACACAAAGCCUGCUAGUGAUACUUUGUCUCAAUCUGACCUUGCUUCUCAGAGCACUUCCUCCAUCUCAUCAUCGAAACCCCUGCGCUCCAGUACUUGGACUGGUAAGACAGAAUCAACAAAAACAGUUUUGAUUAGUAGGCAGAGACCUGCAACUAGUGCAGGUGAAAGCAGUUUCCUUUCAAAGCCUGCAAGCAGUAGAAUAAAAGCAUUGAACAUGCCAUCUACAUUGUAUGUGAAGAAACCUUUGCUGAAUAUGUCCACAACCAAAGUAUCUUUGUCUGGUACUUCUGUCACUGCCACAUCAACAUCUUUAAAGUCUGGAUCAACUCGCACAUCUUCCACUCCCAAGACUUCUUCUGACCAAAGUCCUCAGCUAUGUUCAAGAUUACCUGGAAAUGUCAAAACUUCAGAAGAACAGUCAUCUGUAACAGCAUCAGUCACCCGCAAGGGUAGUGGCAGAGGUGGAGAACUGUCAGUUUCAAUCAAAUCUGUGAAGACAAAAACAGACAAUGAAGGGGGACUUGAAAGAUCUUCUACUUCUUCAUCACAGUCAUCCUCUCCUCGUCACAGGCACCCAUCAGGAGACUCAAACCACCAUACCAAACAAGCACAAAGAAGGCAUCCCAGUUCAUCUGGAUCAUCACCUAGUGUUCAAGGUUUUCAGGACAAAAUUCAGCUAGAUAAACAAACUUCUGGACACAUGGGAGUGCAACAAGUUCAAAAGACAGCCAGGUAUUCUUCCCAAUCACAAUCAUCUUCUGGACAUACUAUGUCAUCAUCAAGCACCUCUGUGUCAUCCUCUACAAUCAUGCAGUCUUCAUCAUCAUCAUCUUCUAGUGGGAAAUUAUCCCAAGACAGAACCCCUAGAUUUGUAUGAUUGAGAUUUAUAUCUCAAAUAAAGACAAUUAUAAAAGAUAGAUUUCGAGUACCACAAUAUGAUAUAAUUGCUUAUAUGUUUAAUUUGUUUAUUAUUUCACUGGCCAGUGGACAGUAGUUAAGUCUUAUCCUACUAAUGUAAUCCAACAUGCUCAUAUCUUGCACUAAGCACAUAACAUACACUUUUAGUAUUUAUUAUAGUAACAAUAAAUUCAGCUGGUGGUAUUCUGAAGAAAUUCAUUUUGUAAAUAUUUUUCUGUCAAUUUUUAUAAAUUUUUAUUUACAACAAAUGCAUACAUUUAUCUCCACAUUUUUAUUUUCUGAAUACAUUUGGAGUUGGCAAAAGGUUGUCAUAUCUGUGGUAUUUACUUUUUUUCAUAGUACAUGAUCUUUGAUUGCUCUCAGUAUAUGGAAACAUUUUUAUUUUUAAAUCUUUGAACAUUUCUAACUUGCUCUGCUCUAUACUAUUUAAAAUGAUAUGAAACAAAAACAUGAGUCAGAAUUUUAUAUAUAGAUUUGUAAGCUAGGAUGAUGUAAACUUUAAUAGUUUUUUUUUUAUUUCAAUUUCAAAGAAUUGGAUACUAAAUAUGUAACUUACGAAGCCUAGCUUUAUGUAGAACAAACAUAUCUCAUUCUUACCUAAACCCUAGAGUACAACUAAUUACUAAUCUAGUUGCUAUUAUACUUAAUGCUGUAGAAGUUAAAGGUUAAAAGUUUGUUGAAAAAAAAAGGUAAUUAAUUCCAUAACCAAGGUUAUAACCAAUGCUUGACUAAAUUAGGAGCCUACACAGGAACAUCUUAGACAUUAGUUUUGUUAGCAUCUUGGAUAACAGGACAGUGCUGCUAUGCUUUUAAAUACUAUGGUAAAAAAUGUAUUAUGGUCAUCAUCAUCAUCAAACUCCAUUUGAGUAAGGGCUUAAGAGGCUCAAAUCCUCUCUUUUACAAAAGCCCUCGACAGAAACCCUGCUGUCUUGCGUAGUGCAUAAAUGUCGAGACGGAGAUCAGCAAGUCUGGGGCAGUCAAACAGAAUAUGAGGCACGGUUUCCUCUUCUUCCCCGCAGCGGGGGCACCGUGAAUCAAAAUUUGGCCAUAGCCGCGAGAAAUAUGAGCCAACAGGACAAUGGCCUGUCCUGCACUGUGCUAUAAUAGCUUGCUCAGGCCUGGACAGCCUGCACCACUGUGAAAUGCGGUCAGGGCGCCUCAUGCGCUCCCAGACUCCAUGGGAUUUUUGGGACUUGUAUUAUUCAUUUUUUCCCGAUUGGCUAUCACACUAAACUGUAAAUUAUUAUUUGACCGCUUUGAAGAAAUUUUUGUGUAUAUAUCUCUUUUGUGUGUUUGUGCUGAUUUGAUGACUUGUUUUACAACCUUUUCACAAAUCCAGACCUAUGAAUAGUUUGUAUAUUUUUUUGUUUGAAAUAACUGAUAGUUUGCAUAUUUUUUUUAAACACACUAUAUCAAUAUAAGCACUCCUUACUAUAAAAAAUAUGUUUUGGCUGAUAUUUAACUAUUGCUGGGAAUCAUCUAUCUUCAUUUUUGGCCAGUAUUAAUUAUCUUCAGGGAAGCCAAUUACUGUUAUAGUGGCAUAGCUAAAUAAAAAAAGUACCUUAUGAGUGCAUGUUUUCUGACUUUCAGACCAAUGGGCUAACUAAUCUAGUCAUCUUAACACACUGCGUUGUUGAUUCAAGGAGUGCUUAUAUUGCUAAGCAUUAACGGAGUAUAAUUCCAUAUAAAAAGAUGUAUAAUACUACACUAGUCGCUUUAAGACUUUCUUUUUUUUUAACUCAUGGCUGUGUCACUAACUGUAUUAUUAUUAUAUUGUAUUAUUUCUGUAUGUUAUUUUACAUGUCAUUUACAACACUCAUGUAUAAUCAAUGUGCAAGUCAUUAUGCUGAUAUUAUAUUAUUUGGAUGUUAAUUAGUGUAAAGUUUGGAGAUUGUUUAUAAUUUAAAGCCUGUAUCUUGCAUUUAAUUGAUCAAACCUAAUCAGUAAUUUCUUUAGGUUUUAUUUAGUACUGAUAUUUAUAUUUCAGUUUCCAGUGUCUUGUAUUUUUUUUUUAGUCACUCAUUUGGACAGACAACCAUUAGUGUGUUACAUUUUAUUGUAUGAUACUACAUAUAUAAAUUAAAAAAGUUAAAGUUCCAUGUAUUUAUCUCAUAGUUGGUGAAUAAGUAGGACUAUCUGAUUUAAUAUUGAAAAAUUUGACUAUUUUUCUUUAUUAAUUUAAUUUUUUUUUACAAAUUUAAAUGGGUUUAGCAGUGAUAAGCCUACAAAGACAUAGUAACAUUUAAGGGAAACUAGAAGGUAGACAUGGAUGUCCUGCUUUUUACACAUACAAUCACUAAGAAAAGGCUCAAUUAUAAAAGGGAUGAGAUCAUUACAAAAAAAAAUAACUGCGUCUUUAAAUUGUAUGUGGGACUUUUUUUGUCCAUUUUGUUCAAGUUUGAACUGAAUAAAAACCUUAUUGUUUUCUAAUCCUGAAAUACUAGGAGUACUCUUUGUUUAAAGAAUUAUAUAAAUGUUUGUUUGUUUUUGAAAUGCUUUGUAAUACUCAUUGGCAUAUGUUGAAGUGGAAAGAUACAGUAAAAAUGUCUGUUAGAUCCUUCCCUUUUGCAUGACUUGUAUCAGACACUGUACAUUGCUAUAUAUGAAUGGAGUGAACAUAAAUGUUCUAAUAGAACCACUAACAGGUGGUUUAUAUAAGUAAUUUUGUUGACAGGGCAACUCUCAUUAGAUGUUUUGAGUCUGUGGGUGUCUGGUUGUGUAUUAAACUAACAUUGUCAUAAUUAUACAAUAAAAUUAUGAUUGUAA